Molecule: messenger RNA, 1264 nt
Organism: Cornus florida
Lineage: Eukaryota; Viridiplantae; Streptophyta; Magnoliopsida; Cornales; Cornaceae
Exons: 6
Coding region: 200-1003 (267 amino acids)
Source: RefSeq, a predicted model, not a curated record
UUUUAGGCCCUGUAUAAAGCCCAGAAGGCCGUAAGGAGGCGGUCACAGAAUCAGAAAGUGCCCUUCUAUUUCAGUCCGAUGCCGGCGAUUACAACGACGGCUUUCAACGUCGGUUUAGCGGUUCUAUAGAACAACUAGUUUCUCGUCGUCGACUUGCGAUCAUCAGAUUUUUGGUCGGGCCUUGUAAGAUCUCUGAGAUAUGGCGGUAUUCACUAAAAUAUCCAAUGUUGUCCGUCGCUCAAAUAUUCGGUGGCAUGCAAGGUCGUUUGCUGCCUCUGUACCUUCUGCUAUGCCACAAGUCCAAAAAGUUCAGAAGAAGCUGUCAAGGGAUGAACGGAGAGCUAUGGUGGUGUCGUUUGUUAACAAGUACAGAGAGGUAAAUGCAGGAAAAUUCCCAUCUGUCUCUCUAGCUCGGAAAAAUUUGGGUGGUAGUUACUAUGUAAUUAGGAAGAUUGUUCAAGAGCUAGAAUACCAAUCUUUGGUAUCUCCUAUAAAAACAGGGAAUGAGGAUAUUGUAGGAAAAGAAGUAGCCAAAGAGAAUAAAUCAUCAAUGGAUGAAGGAAUUCGUAAAGAUGCUCAGGAAUUUGCUGUCAAUGAUGUGGAUGUUUGUGAUUACAGUUUAAAGCAUUCUGAACCAAAGAAAGGGUCACAAACUUCUGUCAUGGUAGAGGAAACAUUGUCCGAAGAGGUUCUGGAUACGAGGACUGGUGAUUAUUCUAAUUUUGUUGCAACAAAAAGUCAACUGCUAAAAGAAGAAGCUAAGGAAGAAUAUCAUCCAUGUCCUGAAAAAGCUGAGGAAGAUGUAAACGAGAAAACAUCCAAUGAUAUGCUGGAGCUUGAGGGUCCAAAUCUGAAUACUAAGCAGCAUCAACAGUCUCCUGAAUUGGAUAUGUUUGUGGGGGAAAAGCAGACUGGUGACCAACAGCUCCCAAAGGAUUCAUCAGUGUGGGGAAAUUUAAAGUCUUUUGCAAAUGGCAUUUUCAACAUGUGGAGAAAGCUGUAAAUUGUUGUUGAGGUAGUUUUUAGAACUAUGGCAUAGUUGAAUUUUGGCAUGACACUGGAAUUGCGCAUUUACUAUUUUUGUAAAUCGCCUUUAUAGUUAACUUAAUCCUGUUGGUCUUAGUUUUACAUGAAAUAUCCCUCAUUGUGUAUUUUUUUCUUCUUCUUAUGUUUAACGACUGCAUCUUAUUUGAAGCAUGUAGUAAGGACCGUCAACCCUAUUACUUGAUGACAUAACAAGGUCAGUUAUUUGUGGCCUGGACCA